AUGGUCAUUCGUCACUUUGGACAGCUUAUCUCUGUUUCGAAGUGCUGUACUGCUUUAUUCCGAACAUACACCAGAGAACAGGUGAAGCUGAAAUUUCCUGCUUCGGCGAGAAAAUCAAAACCGUCUACCUCGACCUCUCGUUCGCUCCCGUUUGUCGUCGAGUCUUAUCUCGCUGCCACCGCUGAUUUCUCAGACAAAAACAACGAUCAUGAACUCAACUCACCUGGUUUUAGCGAAGGCACCGGAGUAGCCUCAACUACACCAGCAGAAAGUGAUGCGUUAAAUUCAGAGAUGCAGCUCCUGGGUCACAGUGACCCCGUGGAAUCAGUUUGCAUUGAGGACGAUGAUGCACUCAGACCUCUGUCAUUUCACUGCAGCGGUUGUGGGUCUCCGCUCCACUGCCGCUCGGCCGAGGAUCCUGGUUUUAUUACUCGAGACAAAUACUUAGCGUUGCAAUCCGAAUCCAAGCACAAGCUGUUGCGUCGGGGAUACGCAUUGAACCGUGCCCCAGCUGUAUGCCAUCGGUGUACUCUACUGAUCAAACAUCAGCGACCACGUGUAGUCCAUCUGCUUCUACGGAGCUCAUCGCCUCCGUCAUUGGGAAUGAGAUAG
Molecule: messenger RNA, 612 nt
Organism: Dicrocoelium dendriticum
Lineage: Eukaryota; Metazoa; Platyhelminthes; Trematoda; Plagiorchiida; Dicrocoeliidae
Source: the annotation of a GenBank genome assembly